AUGAGAUUCCUGCAUAACUGCGCUCCGGACUGCGCCACCGGCGGCGUCGCCUGUGACUCCUAUCACAAGUAUCAGGAGGAUGUCAUGCUCCUCGUCGAGAUGGAGGUGGACCGGUACAGGUUCUCGAUUUCGUGGCCCCGGAUCCUCCCGGACGGCACGGCAGGGAACGUCAAUCAAGCCGGGAUCGAUUACUACAACAACCUCAUCGACGCCCUCGUCGCCAACGGCAUCGAACCCCUGGUAACAUUGUACCACUGGGACCUACCCCAAGCCCUCGAGGACCGGGGAGGCUGGCUCAACCCCGAAAGCCAAGACUGGUUCGUGGAAUACGCUAGAAUCUGCUUCGAGGCAUUCGGAGACCGAGCGAAGCUCUGGAUCACCUUCACCCAACCGUGGGAGAUUGCGUGGUUCGGAUACGGCGACGGACAUCACGCCCCGGGCCACAGCGAUGCGCCGGGGGAGAAGACUUACCAGGCUGGUCAUAACAUCCUUCUCGCUCACGCCAAGACUUAUCGGAUGUAUCAGGAGGAGUUCUUCGCUUCUCAAGGCGGUAUGUCUCGGGCGAAAGUAAUUGAGAAUCCAUUCGCAGAAACCUUGUCCCUAUGCGAGGAAACAGAUGCAGGUGGAUAUGUUCUCACCCUUCACAUGACCGAAUUUUUCUUCAUAAUAUUUUUUGGUCGAGUGACGAUCGCGCUGAACAUAAAUCAUCACGAGCCGGCGAACCCGGCGGACCCGGCGGACGCGGCGGCAGCAUCCCGCCGGACGGAUUUCAUGCUGGGCUGGUUCGCGGAUCCCGUCUACUUCGGCGACUACCCGCAGUCCAUGAUCGACAAGAUCGGAGAGAAGAGCGAGGCUCAGGGAUAUCCGGAAUCCCGUCUCCCCGCCUUCACUGCUGAAGAACAGGAGAUGCUGGCCGGCAGUUCCGACUUCUUCGCUCUGAACUUCUACACAUCUACCUACGUCAGAAAUUUUGUGAAUGAUCCUGAAUGCGUCAGUUAUGCAUGCGAUUCCGACACAGAAGUCUUCCCGGAUCCUUCCUGGAAACUCUUGAACUACAUCAAGAACAGAUACGGGAAUCUGGAAGUGAUCAUCACGGAGAACGGGAGCAGCGACCGGGCCGGGAACCUGGACGAUGCCCUCAGGAUCUAUCAGCUCAAACAUUACAUCAACAACAUCCUGAAAGGUUCCUCAAACAAACAAUUAAUAACGUUCUCGAAGGUUCCUGCCAUGUAUCUUUGCCAUACUCCUCGGUUGCUUUUAUUAGCCAUACUCCUUGAUGGGUGUAACGUGACUGGAUACACGGCCUUCUCCCUCAUGGACAGCCUGGAAUGGCCUGCCGGCUUUUCGGAAAAGUUUGGACUGCACUUCGUGGACUUCGAGGACCCAGAGAGGCCGAGGACCCCGAAGGCCUCGUCUCGAUUCUUCAGGCAACUCAUCCGAGAUAACGGAUUCCUGCAUAACUGCGCUCCGGACUGCGACACCGGCGACGUCGCCUGUGACUCCUAUCACAAGAUGUCAGAGGAUGUCAUGCUCCUCGUCGACAUGGAGGUAUCGCGCAUAACGUAUCAGUUCACUCGGGCAUACAUCCUUGUGGACCGGUACAGGUUCUCGAUUUCGUGGCCCCGGAUCCUCCCGGCCGGCACGGGAGACAUCAACCAAGCCGGGAUCGACUACUACAACGACCUCAUCGACGCCCUCAUCGCCGAAGGCAUCGAACCAAUGGUGACCCUGUAUCACUGGGACCUGCCCCAAGCCCUCGAGGACCGGGGAGGCUGGCUGAGCCCCGAGAGCCACGACUGGUUCGUGGAAUACGCUCGAGUCUGCUUCGAGGCAUUCGGGGACCGAGCGAAGCUCUGGAUCACCUUCAACGAACCCUGGGUGGUCGCGUGGAUGGGAUACGGCACUGGGGGAGGCGCCCCGGGCCACAGCGAUGCGCCGGGGGAGAAGACUUACCAGGCUGGUCGUAACAUCCUUCUCGCUCACGCCAAGACUUAUCGGAUGUAUCAGGAGGAGUUCUUCGCUUCUCAAGGCGGUCGAGUGGGCAUCACGUUAAACACGAACUACCACGGACCCUUGAACCCGGCGGACCCGGAGGAUGUGGCAGCGGCAGCCCGCCAGAUGGAGUUCGACCUGGGAUGGUUCGCCGACCCCGUCUACUUCGGCAACUAUCCGCAGACCAUGAUCGACAAGAUCGGAGAGAAGAGCGAGGCUCAGGGAUAUCCGGAAUCCCGUCUCCCCGCCUUCACGGCUGAAGAACAGGAGAUGCUGGCCGGCAGUUCCGACUUCUUCGGUCUGAAUACCUACACGUCGUCUUACGCGAACAAUUUGGUACACGAUUCGGAGUGUGUCAGUUAUGCAUGCGAUUCCGACACACAAAUCUCUUCGGAUCCUUCCUGGUAUGGAACGGGAUCGGAUUGGCUGAAAUUGUAUCCGCAAGGGAUGAGAAAACUCUUGAACUACAUCAAGGACCGGUACGGGAAUCCGGAAGUGAUCAUCACGGAGAACGGGAGCAGCGACCGGGCCGGGAACCUGGACGAUGCCCUCAGGAUCUACCAGCUCAAACAUUACAUCAACAACAUCCUCAAAGGUUCCUUCACUCCAUCUGUUCCGGUGCUGUUGGAUGGAUGCAACGUGACUGGAUACACGGCCUGGUCGCUCAUGGACAAUCUGGAAUGGUCCUCUGGCUUCUCGCAGAAGUUUGGACUGCACUUCGUGGACUUCGAGGACCCAGAGAGGCCGAGGACCCCGAAGGCCUCGUCUCGAUUCUUCAGGCAACUCAUCCGAGAUAACGGGUUCAUCGAGGAGAACCUUUGCGAAUAUUGAGCCUGAAUCCAAUAAACUGCUCACGCUAUCGAAUACCUAA
Darwinula stevensoni is the source of this 2863-nucleotide messenger RNA. NCBI's taxonomy places the organism in Eukaryota, Metazoa, Arthropoda, Ostracoda, Podocopida, Darwinulidae. The record is from the annotation of a GenBank genome assembly.